CUCGGGCUGUGAGUUCUUCCCGGGUCCAGGAUGACGAUCCGACACCAGGGCCAGCAGUACAGGCCGAGGAUGGCAUUCCUGCCCAAGAUCGAAGCGCUGGUGAAGGACAUGCAGAACCCAGAGACGGGGGUCAGGAUGCAGAACCAGAGAGUCUUGGUCACCAGCGUCCCUCACGCCAUGACAGGAAGUGAUGUUCUGCAAUGGAUCAUCGAGCGGCUUUGGAUCUCCACUCUGGAGGCACAGAACUUGGGCAACUUUAUUGUCAAGUAUGGCUACAUUUACCCCCUGCAAGACCCCAAGAAUCUUAUACUCAAGCCUGACGGCAGCCUCUACCGAUUUCAGACACCGUAUUUCUGGCCUACCCAGCAGUGGCCAGCAGAAGAUACAGAUUACGCCAUCUAUCUAGCCAAGCGAAAUAUUAAGAAGAAAGGGAUUUUAGAGGAAUAUGAAAAGGAAAACUAUAAUUUCUUGAACAAAAAAAUUAACUACAAGUGGGACUUCGUCAUUAUGCAGGCCAAAGAGCAGUACAGGACUGGCAAGGAGAGGACCAAAGCAGACAGGUACGCACUGGAUUGCCAGGAGAAGGCGUACUGGCUGGUGCACCGGUGCCCGCCAGGAGUGAACAAUGUGCUGGACUACGGCCUGGACCGAGUGACCAAUCCAAAUGAAGUUAAGAAACAAACAAUAACUGCUGUCAGAAAGGAGAUCAUGUAUUACCAGCAGGCCUUAAUGAGGUCCACAGUGAAGUCUUCAGUGUCCCUUGGAGGGAUUGUCAAGUACAGCGAGCAGUUCUUGUCCAACGAUGCCAUCAUGUCAGGCUGCGCCCCUAGCAAUCCUUGGAUCACAGAUGACACCCAGUUCUGGGACUUAAAUGCCAAGUUGGUAGAAAUCCCCACGAAGAUGCGGGUGGAGCGAUGGGCCUUCAACUUCAGCGAGCUGAUCCGAGACCCCAAGGGGCGGCAGAGCUUCCAGUAUUUUCUCAAGAAAGAAUUCAGCGGGGAGAAUCUGGGAUUCUGGGAAGCCUGUGAAGAUCUGAAGUACGGAGAUCAGUCCAAGGUCAAGGAGAAGGCGGAGGAGAUUUACAAGCUAUUCCUGGCCCCAGGAGCCAGACGGUGGAUAAACAUAGACGGCAAAACCAUGGACAUCACGGUGAAGGGGCUGAGGCACCCCCACCGCUACGUGCUCGAUGCUGCGCAAACACACAUCUACAUGCUCAUGAAGAAGGAUUCUUAUGCUCGCUAUUUAAAAUCUCCAAUCUAUAAGGAAAUGCUGGCCAAGGCUAUUGAACCUCAGGAAACCACCAAGAAGAGCUCAACCCUCCCGUUUAUGCGGCGUCACCUGCGUUCCAGCCCGAGCCCCGUCAUCCUGAGGCAGCUGGAAGAGGAAGCCAAGGCCCGUGAAGCUGCCAACACGGUGGACAUCACCCAGCCGGGCCAGCACCUGGCUCCCAGCCCCCACCUGGCCGUGUACACCGGGACCUGCGUGCCCCCCUCUCCGUCCAGCCCCUUCUCCUCCUCCUCCUCCUGCCGGUCCCCCAGGAGGCCCUUCGCCUCGCCCAGCCGCUUCAUCCGGCGGCCCAGCAGCGCCAUCUGCCCCUCGCCCAUCCGAGCAGCCUCCGAGGGCUCCUCAGGCUUGGAGCCGAAGGCGGAGGCCAGCGGAUCCAGCGCCCGCUGCGGGCCUUCGGCCCCUGAGAGCAGCGAGGCCUCCCCGGACGGCGGCACUGCGCCCCGCAGCCGGCCCGGGACGGCUCCCAAGGCCCGCGCCGCGCUGUCUUUCGGCAGGUUCCUGAGACGGGGCUGCUUGGCGUCGCCGGUCUUCGCCAGGCUCUCACCCAAGUGCCCGCCAGUGCCCCACGGCAAGGUGCAGCCCCUGGGGGACGUGGGCCAGCAGCUGCCUCGGCUGAAACCCAAGAGAGUGGCAAACUUUUUCCAGAUCAAGAUGGACGUGCCCACGGACAGUGGGACCUGCCUGAUGGACUCGGAUGACACGGGGACGGGAGAAGCCAGUGACCAGGCCACGGAAAAGGAGGUCAUCUGCCCUUGGGAGAGCCAGGCUGAGGGGCGAGCAGGCUGA
Lepus europaeus (European hare) is the source of this 2073-nucleotide messenger RNA. It is a transcript of the gene RGS9, whose product is annotated as regulator of G protein signaling 9. The transcript is spliced from 19 exons. Gene Ontology annotation, biological process: intracellular signal transduction; regulation of G protein-coupled receptor signaling pathway; G protein-coupled receptor signaling pathway. NCBI's taxonomy places the organism in Eukaryota, Metazoa, Chordata, Mammalia, Lagomorpha, Leporidae. The record is from RefSeq and is a predicted model, not a curated record. Bases 31 to 2073 code for a protein of 680 amino acids.